Molecule: messenger RNA, 1228 nt
Organism: Oreochromis aureus
Lineage: Eukaryota; Metazoa; Chordata; Actinopteri; Cichliformes; Cichlidae
Product: tripartite motif-containing protein 16-like
Exons: 1
Coding region: 13-1227 (404 amino acids)
Molecular function (GO): zinc ion binding
Source: RefSeq, a predicted model, not a curated record
CUGAGAGGAGAAAUGGCACAGAAAGGAGUUCAGCUGGACCGAGAAACCUUCUCUUGUUCCAUCUAUUUGGAUCUACUGAAGGAUCCGGUGACUACAGCCUGUGGACACAGCUACUGCAUGAACUGCAUUAAAACCCACUUUGAUGAAGAGGACAGAAAGCGAAUCCACAGCUGCCCUCAGUGCAGGAAGACUUUCACACCGAGGCCUGUCCUGGAGAAAAACAUCAUGUUAGCAGCUUUAGUGGAGCAGCUGAAGAAGACUGGACUCCAAGCUGCUCCAGCUGAUCACUGCUAUGCUGGACCUGAAGAUGUGGCCUGUGAUGUCUGCACUGGGAGGAAGCUGAAAGCCAUUAAGUCCUGUUUAGUCUGUCUGGCCUCUUACUGUGAGAAACACCUCCAACCUCACUAUGAUGCAGCUCCAUUAAAGAAACACAAGCUGGUGGCCCCCUCCAAGAAGCUCCAGGAGAACAUCUGCUCUCGUCAUGAUGAGGUGAUGAAGAUUUUCUGUCGUACUGAUCAGCAGAGUAUCUGUUAUCUCUGCACAGUGGAUGAACAUAAAGGCCAUGAAACAGUCCCAGCUGCAGCAGAAAGGACUGAGAAGCAGAAGGAGCUCGAGGUGAGACGACUAAACAUCCAGCAGAGAAUCCAGGAGCGAGAGAAAGAUGUGAAGCUGCUUCAACAGGAGGUGGAGGCCAUCAAUGGCUCUGCUGAUAAAGCAGUGGAGGACAGUGAGAAGAUGUUCACUGAGCUGAUCCGUCUCAUCCAGAAAAGAAGCUCUGAUGUGAAGCAGCAGGUCAGAUCCCAGCAGGAAACUGAAGUGAGUCGAGUCAAAGAGCUUCAGGAGAAGCUGGAGCAGGAGAUCGCUGAGCUGAAGAGGAAAGACGGCGAGCUGGAGCAGCUCUCACACACAGAGGAUCACAACCACUUUCUACACAACUACCCCUCACUGUCAGCACUCAGUGAGUCUACACACUCAUCCAGCAUCAAUAUUCGUCCUCUGAGGUACUUUGAGGAUGUGACAGCAGCUGUGUCAGAGACCAGAGAAAAACUACAGGACAUUCUGAGAGAGGAAUGGACAAACAUCUCACUGACAGUCACUGAAGAGGAUGUUUUACUGUCACCAACAGAGCCAAAGACCAGAGCUGGAUUCUUAAAAUAUUCACAUGAAAUCACACUGGAUCCAAAGCAUACACACAUCUGUUAUUAUCUGAGGGGAACAGAAAAGUAAC